This is a messenger RNA of Solea senegalensis (Senegalese sole), 3000 nucleotides long. It is a transcript of the gene b3gnt5a, whose product is annotated as UDP-GlcNAc:betaGal beta-1,3-N-acetylglucosaminyltransferase 5a. The record is from RefSeq and is a predicted model, not a curated record. Gene Ontology annotation, cellular component: membrane. Gene Ontology annotation, biological process: brain development. NCBI's taxonomy places the organism in Eukaryota, Metazoa, Chordata, Actinopteri, Pleuronectiformes, Soleidae. Bases 976 to 2142 code for a protein of 388 amino acids. The transcript is spliced from 2 exons.
CACCCACCCACCCCAGUAUACCCACACACUCACACACCCACGCUCAGAAGCUCAGUCAGGAAUCUUCAGGGCGAACAGAGGAAGCUGGACAACUGCAACUGACUGGGAAUAAGAUGAGCAGAGGAAGGAAAGAGAGAGUGACAGGAAAAGAAAAGCUGUAGGGAAAAGAAAUAGAUGAGCAGAGGAGGAUUUAUCUUUACCCCACGUCCACCUGAAUAACUGUAACCGGAGAGGAGGAGGACGGAGAAAUAAUCCAAGAAAGGGGUCGGACUCAGGACACAAGCAAGAUGCCAGUCGUCCAAUCGCUAUGAAGGAGCUUUGCUUCACACAAAAUCAGAAAAAGUUGAGAGACAGAGCACCCACACGGCUGAGACUUCAGACUCAAGCUGACUGGACUUGACUCAGGAGAGGUCAGCUGGUCAUCAGCACAAGAGGAAUGAAAAAGAAAAUGUGUGAGGAAGACAAUGGAAGAUUAAGUCAAGGAUGAGAGGGAGGACAAAUAGAUUGAUGAAAGGAGAGUGAAUGUAAGCACCUUUGCACACCAAAUCAUUUAAUUCAUUCAAUUAUUUUUUUUAUUUUUUCAAACAAACUUGAUUCUUUCAAAGCUUUGCUUUUGAUGGAUACUGAUCAAACCAGCUGUUGAUGACAUAUCACUAAAAAUAUAUACAUAAUCAAAUCAAGUCAUCUCCUCAAACUGACUGACAGAUGUGUUAAAAUAUUGAUAAAGCGGUAGAAGAUGAGUGAGUGAGUGAGUGAGUAAGUGAAGAGUGAGUGAUACAGUAGUAACAUCAAAGUCAUAAUCAUCAUUUCAAGCCAUUUACUUGCGUCGCCUUAAAUGUGCAAAGGUCUUAUUUAAGCCUCAUAAGGAAAUGAGGCAUAGUUUAAAUAACUCUCAAAUUAAAAGAAGAAUAGAAGACCAAGAAGGACACCAGGAGAGUGGCGGAUACUCGUGUAUUCAGACAAACCCCCCUCACAAUGUUCUUCAAUUUCCGUCGUAUCCAUAAGAUCCAGUGCGUGCAGCUGCUAACUACAUGCCUGGUGCUAUGCAUGGUGAUGGUGUGCUGGGAGGAUCUGGAUCACCAUGUGGUUAGUCACGUGAGAUCCUAUACAUAUCGCUACCUAGUCAACAGCUACGAAUUUCUCAAUUCAUCCUUCUCCGUCACCUCUAAACAUCACAAAGGAAAGAAUGGUGGUGGUGGAAGGAGUUAUGAGUACCUCAUUAAUCAUCCGAGUAAAUGCGGAGGUGACGGUGACGGAAAAAGCCAAGACAACGUCCUCCUCCUUCUGUUUGUGAAAUCGUCGCCAGAGAACUUUGAGCAGCGUCAGGCCAUCAGGGAGACGUGGGGGAACGAGAGCCUUUUUUGGUCAGAACUGAAGGCGAACGUGAAGGUGCUGUUUGCCCUCGGGAUGCACCCAGACUUAACAUGGCGAUCCCGAGUACACAGUGCACUGCUGCAGGAGGACCAGGCCUAUGGAGACCUCAUCCAGCAGGACUUUGAGGACACUUUCCACAACCUGACGACCAAACUGAUCCUGCAGUUCCACUGGUGCCACGAGUACUGUCCACAGGCACGUUUCCUCAUGUCUGCCGAUGACGACAUCUUUGUCCACAUGCCCAAUUUGGUUAAGUGGUUAAGAAGCCAAUCGGGGGCUAAAGAUCUGUGGGUGGGACAUGUACACAGAGGUUCUCCUCCAAAUCGCCGCAAGAGCAGCAAGUAUUAUGUUCCCUAUGACCUGUACCCAUGGCCGUCCUACCCGGACUACACGGCAGGAGCAGGGUACGUAGUUUCAGGGGACGUGGUUGCUAAGAUCUACCAUGCCACUCUGUUGCUAAAGUCCUCCAUCUACAUUGAUGACGUCUUCAUGGGGAUUUGUGCCAAGGCCAUGAGGGUGUCUCCCCAGGAGCAUGUGCACUUUUCCGGGGAGGGCAAGGCUCCAUACCACCCCUGCAUCUAUGAUCGCAUGAUCACAUCACACGGUCACACCGAUGUGCACUCUCUGUGGCGAACAGCAACAAAUGAGGCAGUGUAUAGCAAGUACAGAGGGUUUACGGGAAGUGUUUACUGCACAGCAGUGAGAAUGAUGCUGCUGUGCCUGCCAUAUUACCACAGCACAUACCCCUGCAUGGCUGCUUUUACAUAAAUGUUCAGCAGAAUGGGGGAACAUUUUGAAUUAGUUUUAUUUGCACACACACCAGUUAAUAAUAGUAAAGAUGACCUCUGCAUUUAACCCAUCCUUUUUUACACACCAAUCGUGGAAACACAAACUGAGCGCAGAAGCACUGGGCAGCACUGUUUUUUGGGCACCUUGCUCAGGGUUACCACAGCCCUUCGAACCAGCGACUUCCCAGUAACAAGCCCUGUGAUAUGUGUUUGCUGUGUCUUAUUUAAGAUUAAAGCUGCUCUCUUAUGCAAACACUGGAUCCUCAGUGAUUGGAUGGUUUGUGUUUCACUGUGCAGGUGUUUUUACAGCGACGACACCUCCACAGCCAUUCACACUGUUACUCCUCUGAAGAGGUUUAACCACAUAUUACCUUGAAACUUGCUAUUUAAUACUAUCAAUGAGGAAAAGAGUUCAGUAAAUGAUGUAUGAUUGCUGUUGCAUUUUAAAGUGUAAAGUUGUGAGUGUUUGUUAGAGUACAAUGUACGAAUAUCGUGGUUUUACAUCUUUGUAACACGAGUAGCUUUUGCAUCCAAAUAUCUUUGCAUUUUAGAAACAAAACAAGACUUUUAGCAGACGUCACCAUAGACCACGUGUUUUUCACCACUACAAACUGAAGAAUAACACAGCCAGAUGUAAGGACAGUCAAACUUCCACGUUACAUAUGAGAGAUGUGUUCUAAUGUGAGUGGUCAGCAAAUCUGGUGACACCUGUAAUACUAGGUCCACAAAACGCUUUGUUUUUUUGUUUUCUUCUGGUUAUUUUUUAAAUUGAUUGUAAAUAGUUCACAGUUCUUUGAAGCUUAAUUGCAAAAACUGAAAAUAAAAAUGUGUGAAUUUA